AUGUCCGCAGGACACUCUCGGCACUUGGUCGCCUUGAACGUGCGGCGCCAGCAGGAGGCCGAACUCGCUGCAGCGGAGGAGCGCGAGCGGGCAGAGACCGCUGCCGCAGCGGCAAGGGCGUCGAGGCUGGCAGCAGCGGAGCUGGCUGCAGCCAGAGCGGAGGUGCAGGCGGAAACAGCGGCGGCUGCAGCACGUGCGGCGGCAGCAGAGGCCGAUGCUCUGCGCAGCAACGCCAGCAGCUCCGUCUGUGCUGACGACAGCGCCGACGCAGACCUCGAGCUGCUGGCCAUGGAUGCAUCUCGAGAGCGUGCGGAGCGGUGGGCAGCCGAGCACACCUAUGGCGGCGGUGCUCCCAGAGGCGCGCACGGCGGUGGCGCUCCAGGCGGAGGCGCACCUGAUGGCCGCGCGUUGGAGGCCCAACGGUUGCGGGAGAGGGUUACUCACCUAGAGGCUGAGAUGGCCCGUGACCGACGACACGGCGGGCUCGACGGAGAGCACGCCCUUCACAGGCGGCGCGACUCCCUCUCCCCAGACCGGCGCCAAGGCCAUUACGGGGUCCAGGCCGUCGUCAGGGACGGUGGGUGGCCUACCCUCACCAAGACCAACUAUGUCGAGUGGGCCGCGAUCAUGAGGAUCAAGCUCCAGGUGCGGCACUUGUGGGAGGCGGUCUACUACGGCGACGGCGACUUCGACGAGGAUCGACGGUGA
Molecule: messenger RNA, 708 nt
Organism: Panicum hallii
Lineage: Eukaryota; Viridiplantae; Streptophyta; Magnoliopsida; Poales; Poaceae
Product: cilia- and flagella-associated protein 91-like
Exons: 1
Coding region: 1-708 (235 amino acids)
Source: RefSeq, a predicted model, not a curated record